AUAUUUCUUUCAUGCCCAUUAAAAACGUUUUAACACAGCAUGGAGAAAAAUAAUUUGUGAAGAAUGAAAAAAAAACGAAAAAAAAAACCCAACCAAAAACAAUUAAGUGGUUCCGCCGCAUUUGUCUAAAAACAUCAACCAAUAACAUGGUCAAAGUCAAAGUCAGUUUUAUUGUCAAUUCUGCCACAUGUACAGGACAUACAGAGAAAUGAAAUUACGUUACUCUCAAACUCUCACUAGAUAGAAAAAUAGACAUUUAGUAUAAGAAGAGUAACCAAGUUCAGAGAGACUGUGGGGGAAAAGAGAAGAGAGGGGGAGAGCCGGGAGGGAGUUUAGCUUCCUAACUGCCUGAUGGAUAAAGCUGCCCUUGAGUCUGUUGGUCCCGGCCUUGAGACUCCGCAGCUCGAAGAGGCUUUGCAUUGGGUGAGUGAGAUCAGCCGCAAUGCGAAGGGCCUUUUUUGUGAGGCGGGUGCUGUAAAUGUCUUGUAGGGAGGGGAGAGAGACCCCAAUGAUCUUCUCUACUGCUCUCACUAUACGUUGGAGGGUUUUAAGGCAGGAAACGUUGCGGGCUCCGAACCACACAGUGAUGCCGCACGACAGGAUGCUCUCGAUGGUGCCUCUGUAAAAAGUGUACAGGAUGGGGGCUGGUGCUCUUGCUCUUCUUAGUUUGCGGAGGAAGAAGAGACGCUGCUGUGAUUUCCUAGCCAGUGCUAUGGUGAUGUUCGUCCAGGAGAGAUCCUCUGUAAUGUGCACACCCAGGAACUUGGUGCUGCUCACUCUCUCCACAGACACACCGUCGAUGGUCAGAGGAGCAUGCUGAGUGUGCGCUCUCCUAAAGUCCACAACAAUCUCCUUGGUCUUCUCCACAUUUAGAGAGAGGUUGUUGUCAGCACACCAUGUGGUAAGGCGGCUCACCUCGUUCUUAUAGUCGGUCUCAUCCCUGUGGUUUAUGAGACCCACCACUGUUGUGUCAUCCGCAAACUUGAUGAAGAGGUUAGAGCUGUGUAAUGGUGUACAGUCAUGGGUCAGCAGAGUGAAGAGGAGGGGGCUCAGCACACAUCCCUGAGGGGCCCCGGUGUUUGAAAUGAUGGUGCUGGAUGUGUUUCUGCCGACCCGUACUGCUUGUGGUCCUCCAUUGAGGAAGUCCAACAGCCAGUUACACAGUGAGGUGUUGAGACCCAGCUUGACCAGUUUUUGAGUAAGCUGUUGGGGGAUGAUGGUGCUGAACUAAAGUCUAUGAACAGCAUCCGGACAUAUGAGUCUUUUUUGUCCAGAUGUGUGAGUGCUGAGUGGAGUGCAGCGGAGAUGGCGUCAUCGGUCGAGCGGUUGGGCCGGUAUGCAAACUGGAAGGGGUCCAGGCAGGGGGGCAGAACAGACUUGAUGUGUUGCAUGACCAACCGUUCGAAGCACUUCAUAAGGAUGGGAGUAAGUGCAACAGGACGGUAGUCAUUAAAGCAGGAGGGAGAUGAUGUUUUUGGGACCGGAAUAAUUGAUGUGGCUUUAAAGCACGUGGGGACGACAGCCUGGAUAAGUGAUGUGUUGAAGAUGUCUGUGAAGACAUCAGUUAGUUCCACUGCACAGUCUCUCAGUGCCCGGCCAGGAAUAUUAUCAGGACCCAGAGCUUUACGUGCAUUGAUCCUGCUAAGGGAUCUCCUUACGCUGUCUGGGGACAGAGUCAUCAACUGGUCACCAGGAGGAGGUGGAAUCUUCUGUGCUGUGGUACUGUUUUGCACUUCAAAGCAAGCAAAAAAGGUGUUCAGCUCGUUCAGCAGGGAGAUGGUGCUAUCACAGGUCUGUGGAGGGGGCUUGUAAUCUAUGAUGGUCUGAAUGCCCCGCCACAAGCUUCGUGUGUCUCUGCUGUCUUUGAAGUGUUGGGAUAUUGUCCUGGAGUACUGUCUCUUAGCCUCUCUGAUACCACGGGAAAGGUUGGCCCUAGCUGUCCUCAGGCUCAUCUCGUCUCCUUUCCUGAACGCAAUAUCCUGCUCCUUCAGCAGCCUGUGGACCUCUCCUGUCAUCCAUGGUUUUUGAUUUGCAAAAAUCAAAAACCAUUCGUGGUCCGGCGCGAAACCAAUGACUGGAUAGUCUCUCCAGCCAUACGGACUUCCGCAUUUAUUCUGCCUCUGUGCUCCUGAUAAACUGGGACAUAUUGCAACACACCACUGCUGGGAGCAUUUGCAGAUUUAGAAUGUCACAGCAGGAAAAACAGCUGCCGGCUGGUUCCACGUCAGGUUCAGGGCCAAGUUCCAAACUUGGAAAAAGAAAAAACCCAUUUGAGGUUUUAGAAAACAAACAACGUUUGGACAUAGAAAGAGGGAAAAACCAGAGUAAACAUUGGUGUUGAGUUUCAGCGAUGGCAAAAACUACGUGAGUUGGAGAGACUGAAAACCGAUGCUAUGGUGGCUACUUUGUUGUUGGACAGGGAUUUAUGUCUUCUUCUCAUCAACACUUAUCAUCAUGAAGUCCUUGUUCAUUUGUUAGGUACAAUCCUCAAACUUGAUGGGGUUUUUUUGCACGACUGUCUGCUCUUUAUAUAAUGUUAGCCUGAUUAGCACUGAAUGUUAAUGCUACAUUAGCACAUUUCGGUACGUAAUGUACCGCUUAGUAUGAUUUCUAGAAGGUUCAACUUCUGGCAAACAGAUCGUCACUGUAAUUGUAUGAUACCAUGUCAGUUUCUUUUUAUGUAACAAUUGUCAGAUCGAUCGGAGAACAGUUGUGUUGAAAUCGUGGAAUCCGCUUUGUUUUAUUAUACCACGGUCUGGUGUCUAAAUGCACAAAUUCUUUUGAGCAGUCCCGAAAGAAUAUAAAAAUCAGGCAAUUCAAUGACAAAAGUAACAGGACAACUCUUCUAAAGUUUUGACAGUCAGAAGGCCAACGUAUUACACUUUUUUUUCCUGGCUGUUCUUUGAGAUUAUAGUUAAAGUUGUUAGAACACCCCCCCCCCCUUUUUUUUUAAACAUAUCUGUCCGUCUGCUUCAGUCUCCCUUACUCUUACUCCCAUACUUUAUCCUUUCAUUCAGUAAAAUAUAUCCUCCACAAUAAGUUGUGAUGUUUUUUUUAUUUUCAUAAAUAAAUAUCAGAGGUAUCAGCAGAAAGUCUGGUUGUAUUAUAUACGAUUAAUAAUAAAGUUUUUACACAUCUGGAGUGAAGACUGACGGGAAAAAAAUAGUAAUGACAGAAACAAAUGGACAACAGAUCCUGCAGUCAUGCUUAAAAUCCAAACUUACAGAGAACCCUGUUCAUAUUGACAUGUUUUAUUUAAAAAUAAAUACACAAUGAAGUACAUAGGGUACUAUUUGGCGUAAAAACUUGACGUCAUAAGGGUUAAGAGCCUGUUAUUUAAAAAUCAUUAUUAAUUGUCUAAAGUAUAAGACUCCGAAUAAUGAUAUUGUUCAAUUCACAGCGUGGAAAACUUCGGUAUCCCUGGAGUUGAGGAGAUGGACCUUCAGAGCUGUACUUUGUCUGCAGUCACCAACAUUGAAGGAAGUUGAUACGAUGCAGGAGGAGGUCAAUAUAGCUGAAUUCAAAGACCUUAAAAACUCCAUAAUUGACUGGGAUGAAGAAACGUGGCACCCCGGGCUUGAGAGUGACCCUGAGUCAUCUUACGAAGAAGAUAAAACCAAUGAAGUGGAACCUGAAAACAGUGACAGUGAGGAUGAAGAUUUUGAACCACCAAUUUGUGUGCGGAAUGGAGCUAAUCUCAAAACCAAAAUUGAGAUGCAUCAAAUUCCAACAAUCAGCCUUGAGGACACAGUGCAUGACAUUUUGGAGAAUCAAGAGGAGUCGCCACACAUAGAAAUUUCUGCUGUCCCUGAACCACUAAAGGUUGAAGUUGAAGAUCUGAUUGGACAUUCAGCCUCAAUAACUUACCAAAGUAGUCUAAAACAACUGGUUGACUAUCUAAUUCUACCCGUGAGUCACUGCCUUGCCAAGAACCAUCAAACAAAAAAAGAGUGCAUGGCAUCAAAACCAUUUGACAUCCAGAUCAACUCCAGAGGCGAAGCUUUUGUUAUCGAAUGGUUAUGUCCUAACGGCCACACCGUUUGGAAGUGGACUUCUCAGCUAACAUUACAAUAUGGAUUGUUGGCAGGGGAUUUUAUGUUGGCUUGCAACAUCUGUCUGCAAACAACUUCGCCAAGAUGGCCCUACUUUUGAAGUUCACGAAUAUAGGAAUGGUUGGUCCUAACAAUUUCUUAAAGAUUCAAGAUGCAUAU
Molecule: messenger RNA, 4211 nt
Organism: Nothobranchius furzeri (turquoise killifish)
Lineage: Eukaryota; Metazoa; Chordata; Actinopteri; Cyprinodontiformes; Nothobranchiidae
Source: RefSeq, a predicted model, not a curated record